Neohortaea acidophila is the source of this 681-nucleotide messenger RNA. RefSeq lists its product as uncharacterized. Bases 1 to 681 code for a protein of 226 amino acids. The record is from RefSeq and is a predicted model, not a curated record. The transcript has a single exon. NCBI's taxonomy places the organism in Eukaryota, Fungi, Ascomycota, Dothideomycetes, Mycosphaerellales, Teratosphaeriaceae.
AUGAAGAGCUUCGUCUCCCUCCUCGCCCUGGCCACCGCCGCCCAGGCUGUCACCUUUUACACCCUCGACCUGCGUACACCAGGCGACGUCAACCUUACUCAAUUCGAGGGCACCAUCAAGGUUCCAGAGUACCCUCCCGGCUACCCAUGCGAUGGCUGCACCUACUACCUCUGGCCCGGUCUCCAGGGCUCGAGCGUGCCCGGUGUCUACCAGAACGUGAUGAGCCCCGAGAGCUCCGGCGGCACAUGGUCGGUCGACAGCGGGUACUGCUGCGAAAGUGGACAGCCUUUCGACGGCGGACUCAGCGGUCUGGAGCCCGGCAGCGAGUACUACUUCAACAACCUCCGCGGGAAUGACGGCACCUGGACCACCCAAUUUGCAGUCUCCGGCAAGCCCGUGUCGCAGACGGACACUUUCAACUACUCCGCAUUCCCCUUCAACCUUGCGGUCUUUGCGAUUGAGCUGUACGGCGCCAGCUGGAACUUUGGCGAGUUUGCCUUUUACGACGUCACGAUUGCCUGGCUCGGCGACGACACCAGCGCUUGCAACAACAACCUUGCAGAGUACAACGGCGGCGACUUUGCUUAUGCUGUCGACGGCGCCUCCGCCACGGUCCGUGAUGGACAGGUCUUUUGUUACUUUUCUCAAGUCCUCUUUGAAGCGCCGCCGCCGUCGUCGUAG